AUGUGGGUAAAUAUUAAUAGUACAUUCAAGAACAGUGGUGGGCCUAACGGACCCGAGUUGCUCGAUUACCCAUGUCCAGACUCGCACGAAUUUAGAGAAGAUCAAUGCGCUGCCUAUAACACAAUUCCACUAAAUGGGUUGCUCUACGAGUGGGUACCGCAUUAUACCGACGAUGGACCUUGUGCUUUAACUUGUAAGGGAAAACCAAUCGAUCAAGAAGAAACUGAUGAUGACUUUGUUAUGAUAGUCGAAACUUUAUCGAAGAGAGUACGAGAUGGUACCAGAUGUCGACCGGGUAGUUUAGAUAUGUGCAUUGACGGAAAAUGUCAGAGAGUUGGAUGUGAUCUACAAAUUGGAUCGGAUAAACAAGUAGAUGCCUGCGGUGUAUGUGGAGGUGAUGGAUCGUCAUGUUCCAAACCACUAUACUACUGGACAUUAACAUAUACAUCAUUAUGCUCAGCUACUUGUGGAGGAGAGUCAGAUAGUGAUCCAUAUGUUACAGAUGGAGAAUCUGAUUUUAUUCCGAGUGAAUAUGAAAAAGAUAACGAAAGCGAUAAUUCCAUAAUAUCUGCCGAGGAAGCAACUACAAGCACACAUGUAACUCCUAAAACUACCCGAAAACGGAAGCGUAACGUACAGGAAUGGAAGAGGAAUAAAAUCACAAAUAAGAGGCUUGCUGGCCAAGAAUAUGAAAGCAGAGGAAAAAUGAAGAGAAAGAAAUGUGUACAGGAGUAUGUGCAUACAUGUAGGUACCAAUGUGGAAUAUUUAACGAGGAUAAAUGA
Molecule: messenger RNA, 783 nt
Organism: Diabrotica balteata
Lineage: Eukaryota; Metazoa; Arthropoda; Insecta; Coleoptera; Chrysomelidae
Source: the annotation of a GenBank genome assembly